AUGUUUUACGCCCAAUUCGUGCUCUCCAAAAAGGGCCCGUUGGCGAAGAUCUGGCUAGCAGCACACUGGGAAAAGAAGCUCAACAGGAAUCAGAUUGCCGAGACGAAUGUUGAGGAAGCUGUCAAUGAGAUUCUGAAGCCAAAGGUCAAAAUCGCGCUCCGAACUACCGGUCACCUGCUACUCGGCAUCGUCCGCAUCUAUUCGAGGAAGACGAAAUACCUGCUGGCCGAUUGCAAUGAGGCGCUUCUCCGGAUCAAGAUGGCAUUCCGCGCGGAUCCCGGCGGUUUGACGAUCGAAUACGAGGCCGAGGCACCGAUUGACUCUAUUCUACCGAUGAUCACCCUUCCCGAACACUACAAUUCCCUCGAGAAAGAUCUGGUUGAGGCCGAAGAAUUCGAGAAGCAGAACGACUUUGAUGAUGAUCAGGGGCGUUUCGAGGUGAUCACGAUGAACGACGAAUAUCAAGAACGAUCUGCAUUCGGCGCCGAUUUUGGAAUGAUGGACGAUUUCGGCGAGUCGAAUCUUCCUGGAGGCAUCGAAGACGAACUGUCUGCAAUCGGCAUCUCCACAUCCAGGGCCAGCUCAGUGAUGGAGCAGUUACGAAAUCCGCUUCAGGCUAACGGAUCACGGAGUGCCAUCGAACCGAUCGCUCUCGACGAAGCCGUCAAGCCGUUUGGGGCCGACAUCUUUGGCCAUUCGGAUCUGCUCGGUUUUUCGGGAGAUGAUGGCAUGGGCGAGCCGCUGCCCCCUGGAUUUGAACAAGGAGAUCUUCUCGGGCACGAUACCUUCAACAACAUCAGCCUUUUCCCUACGGAAGAUGUCCCCAUGGAAGGUGUCGAAGAGCAACAACCAGCCGACGAUGCUGAUCUCACAUCGCAGUCGUCCUUCGAACUGGGCCCCGUGUCGCAGAGCGCUCUGCCGCAGAAGGCGCCAGCUCGCAAGCGCAAGCGUCGUCUCAUUAUCGAUCAAGAAUUGGCCCUUAGUGCCGAAGUAAUGAAGGAAAAUAUGGAUGACUAUGAAGAUAUUCUACAGCCUCUCGACAUGGCCCCGCCUACUCGCCGCUUGAUGCGCUUGCGUGAAAGCGGAAAUGUUGCCCGUUUGCUGCGUGUCCCUGGCUCUGAUAUGGCAUCGAAGACUUUAAUCCAUGGGUACCAGGAUUUCCUCACCGUCCGCAUUCGCGACGACGUGUCGAUCGAGUCUGAGCAUGCGGAUUUGCGUCUCGAGCUCGAGCUGGCACGUGCCGAGGAUAUCGACUUGCGAUCGGGGCGAAGCAGCGUGAUGAGGAAUUCGGUUCUCGACGACAAGCCCUUGGACCCAAUUCCUGAAACAGAGAACUGGGUGAACGACUCGAUGGGCCUGCAGCCGUUCGACGAAAACUCCUUGGGCUUACUUGAACCGAGCGCCGACCCGAAUUUUGGCCCCGGAGCAGCCGAUCGGACACCAUUUGGGGAGCUGUACCCUGAUAACCUUGCCGAUGAGCCUGAGCCGAAGCGGAUGCGCGAAGCCAACGCCGAGCCUGAUCUUGAUGAGGUUAUCGAGAAUAAGGAGAAUAUGACGCCCGAACAAAUCGAACGCGUCGCGAGUAAUACGUCAUCCCUCCUCAACGACGUGGUCAGCAAGUUGAAGGUUUCCAGCUCGUGCACCUUCACCGAUAUUGUGCCCACCACGACAAAGGCCAAGCUAGCUGCUCAGAGUUUUUACUCGCUGCUCGUGCUCAAAAAAUGGGAUGCCGUCGAGGUCGAACAGGCCGUUCCCUUCGAUACGAUCCAGAUCACGGAAGGGCCGAAGCUCAGCCAAUGUAUCUCUGCAAAAAUCUUC
Messenger RNA from Mesorhabditis spiculigera, 1818 nucleotides. The record is from the annotation of a GenBank genome assembly. Lineage: Eukaryota; Metazoa; Nematoda; Chromadorea; Rhabditida; Rhabditidae.